This is a messenger RNA of Conger conger (European conger), 4394 nucleotides long. RefSeq names its product solute carrier organic anion transporter family member 5A1. The transcript has 10 exons. Gene Ontology annotation, cellular component: membrane. Lineage: Eukaryota; Metazoa; Chordata; Actinopteri; Anguilliformes; Congridae. Gene Ontology annotation, molecular function: protein binding. The record is from RefSeq and is a predicted model, not a curated record. Gene Ontology annotation, biological process: sodium-independent organic anion transport; transmembrane transport. Bases 713 to 3286 code for a protein of 857 amino acids.
CCCCUUCCAACCAUCCACAAUCUCAUUCACUGAGUAGCCGGUUUGGGGACAACAACAGCCUACCUCCUCCUCCUGCCCUGUGAUUCUGCGUUGCUGUUGGGACAGAAUCAAGCUACAGUGAGGACUUCAUGCGGUGACAAGUAACAAAGAGCUAUCAAAUCGAUCACCAUUGGAAAACGGCAGACAAGCAAAAGGAUGAUACGUUUACUCGUUUGUAAAGAAGAUGUCUGCGAAGAUGUGAUGGAUGUGGCCGCUCGAUAACACACCAGCUGUGUUGUAAUUUGGCUUGUUUAUCGUUAGCCCAUUGUCGGAAAACAAAAGCGUAUAUUUAUGGUAUGGAUAAUUUAAACGUAGACAUGAUGCUUUUGCUUUUCUUUAUGUCGGCAAUAACGGUAGAAAAGGACAUCGGUACAUACUGGCCUUUGUAUGGUGAUCUAGAAGAAGAAGAAGAAGCAAGGAUCUAGCCUACUCAUCAGAUGCAACGCAGAGGAGCAGUCUGUGAAAUAAAAAAAAUGCUUCACUGCAAACAGCAAUGCAGAUAAAUCAUGUUCGAAGCCAUAGUGGCCCACACCUUUUCGAUUCAUCCUCUGACAGGGCUGUUCAGUCAUUUUAGCUUUCAGCCUUUCUACAGUAUAUGCGUAUGUGGCUGUAACCAUUCAGUCUCGGUUUAGUGGCCAGAAAUAUAGAUUUGAACACUUAAACCAGUUUUACAAUGGCUUCACCUGGUAGUGAGGAGACUGGGGGCGACUUAUCUGUAUCCCUUGAAGUACAUGAGUUCCAAUGUUCAUAUGAGGAGCCGGGGAAUUAUUUCAAAUCUAAAAGUCUACCGAUUCUCAAUGGUUCCUGUCAGUUGGGCAGUGAGACUUUGGAACCGAGAUUAGUGAACACAACUCAAACCUUAAAUGCUGAGGAGAGCUCUGUGCUGAGCGAUCUACCGCAGAAAGCGGAGUCAAGUCAGGCAGAUUCUCCCGCAAGGACUGACUUAUCACCCUCCAUGUCCAGCAUGGUUGGUUUGAGCAGCUCUGUGAGAACAGAUGGCAACAAGAGCAAAAAAAUAGGCUUUUCCCUUUCAAAAUUCAUCAACUUUCCUGCGCGGAAGUACAUUAGAGUGAUCCUCUCUGACUCUCGCUGUUUUUUAUUUUGUAUGUGUUACUUGACUUUUAUUCAGUCAUUGAUGGUGUCUGGCUACUUGAGCAGCGUCAUCACCACCAUAGAGAAGAGAUAUAGUCUCAGGAGCUCCGAGUCAGGACUGCUGGUCAGCUGCUUUGACAUUGGCAGCCUUCUGGUGGUGGUCUUCAUCAGCUAUUUUGGGGGUCGAGGACAAAGGCCACGGUGGUUGGCAGUGGGCGGGGUCUUCAUCGCCGUGGGAGCGGCCCUGUUCUCCUUACCUCAUUUCAUAUCCCCUCCCUACAAAAUUCUGGAGGUCAACUCCUCCACGGGCAAUGAGGGCCUGUGUAUGAAUGCCAAUGGCAGCCGGGAUGCCCCCGAUGUGUCCUCCUGCCCCAGAGACCAGGAGGGCAACGAGCACUCGGUGUAUGUGGCACUGUUCAUCUGUGCCCAGAUUCUAGUUGGGAUGGGAUCCACUCCCAUCUAUACUCUCGGGCCAACCUACCUGGACGACAACGUCAAGAAAGAGAACGCAUCCCUGUACCUUGCCAUCAUGUACGUGAUGGGCGCUUUGGGUCCAGCGGCAGGCUACCUUCUGGGAGGGGUUCUGAUCGGGUUCUACGUCGAUCCCAAAACCAUCGUCAACAUUGAUCAGAGUGACCCUCGCUUCGUUGGCAACUGGUGGAGCGGGUUCCUGCUCUGCGCCAUCGCCAUGCUGCUGGUCAUCUUCCCCAUGUUCACCUUCCCCAAGAAGCUCCCUCCCCGACACAAGAAGAGGAAGAAGAAAAAGAUGAGCUCGGACGACGUGUCCAGCGACGACGACGUGAUGAAGGAGAAGUCCGGGGGCAAGGGCCAAACGGUCACUUCCUCCAUGGGCUUCGGAAAGGACAUCAAAGACCUCCCCAAGGCUGCGGUCAGGAUCCUGAGCAACAUGACGUUCCUGUUCGUGAGCCUGUCCUACACGGCCGAGAGCGCCAUCGUCACCGCCUUCAUAACCUUCAUUCCCAAGUUCAUCGAGUCUCAGUUCGGCAUUCCGGCUUCCAACGCCAGCAUCUACACUGGCGUGAUCAUCGUGCCCAGUGCUGGGGUGGGCAUCGUUCUGGGCGGCUACAUCAUUAAGAAGCUGAAGCUGGGCGCCCGGGAGUCCGCCAAGCUGGCCAUGAUCUGCAGCGGCGUGUCUCUGCUCUGCUUCUCCACGCUCUUCAUUGUGGGCUGUGAGAGCAUCAACCUGGGAGGCAUCAACAUCCCAUACACCACCGGCCCGACGCUGACCAUGGCGCACAGAAACCUCACGGGCAGCUGCAAUGUCAACUGCGGCUGUAAGAUCCACGAGUACGCUCCCGUGUGCGGCUCCGACGGCAUCACGUACUUUAACCCCUGCCUGGCCGGGUGCAGCAGCGUGGGCAACGACAGCACAGGGAUCCGGAACUACACGGAGUGCGCCUGCGUCCAGAGCAGACAGGUCAUCACUCCGCCCACGGGCGGCCAGGGCAACCAACUCCAGCUGGUCAUCGUCAAGACCUACCUGAACGAGAACGGCCACGCCCUGUCGGGGAAGUGCGACCGCACCUGCAACACGCUCAUACCCUUCCUCAUCUUCCUCUUCAUCGUCACGCUCAUCACGGCCUGCGCCCAGCCCUCCGCCAUUAUUGUAACACUCAGGUCAGUGGAUGAGCAGGAGAGACCUUUUGCACUAGGAAUGCAGUUUGUUCUACUCAGAACACUUGCCUACAUUCCCACGCCCAUCUACUUUGGCGCGGUCAUCGACACCACCUGCAUGCUGUGGCAGCAGGACUGCGGGGUGCAUGGCUCCUGCUGGGAGUACGACGUCACCUCCUUCCGCUUCGUGUACUUCGGCCUGGCCGCCAGCCUCAAGUUCGUGGGCUUCAUCUUCAUCUUCCUCACCUGGUACUCCAUCAAGUACAAGGAGGACCGUCUCCAGCGCUGGCACCCGCACGCCGACCCCCUGGGCACGGUGAGCGAGCUCAUCUGCCACGCCGGCGGCCACAAGAGCCACGCCCGGACCCGGUCCUGCCCCGCCUUCACCCCCCGGCUGGAGCCGCCCUACGGCCCCGCCCUCAACCACGGCGUCAGCAGCCAGAGCUGCCCCGGCAACACCCUCAAAGCAAUAACCCCGCCCCCUCCCCGCUCGCCACGGGAGGUCACCGCCCCCGUGUGAGGACGGGGGCUAUGCCCCGCCCUACCCCCCGGCCCGUCCCGCCUCCCUGUGCCCAAACAUGUGCCUUCCUGUUCUACGCCCCACCCCGUAUCUCUCUCUCUCUCUCUCUCUCUCUCUCUCUCUCUCUCUCAGGCCCCUCAGGGGCCACACACACAGGCCCCCCACACACCACCGGUGCACGACCAGCGCUAAAGCUGGAGUCCUCAGUGUAGCCCUCAUCUCAUCUGUGACUCAUUUUCAGCUCACUCUGUUUUUAUUUUAUUUUUUUGAAGAGAAAAAACAAGGAAAAAAUACAAUUUGUAUUCAGUAUUAUUUUUAUUUCAUUACUGUUUUCGAGUGAAUCCUGGGACAGCAGUAACCCCCCGCGGGAAGACUCUUCACGCAUAUCAUCGACUCCUAUAUCCCAAAUGCAAGUACAGAAUUUCAGAAUACAUUUUUAAUACAAUUAAAUUAAUAAAAAUGUAUUUCCAAACAUGGUGCUACGUGGGGGGAAGACAUACUCUGAUUCACUCAGUCAUAGAUCUCGGGCUAGGAUGACUGACAGCACUGCUUCGCAAGCACAAAGGAAACCUGUACUAUGCAAGCUCCUCUCUCCUCUCCGGUCCCUGCAUUACAGUACUGUACCAAGAAUCUGUGCUUUCACUUCUACCGCUGGGGGUGAACAUGCAUAUCAUAUUCAUGUGCGCAUGAAAUAUUUGCCAUCCAUGCCAUUUAAACGUCCUGCACUCGUUCCGUUUUCUCAUUAAGGUAGUCCAUCCCCAUUUCUACUCUUCCUCCAGUGCUGUCAUUGUGACCCUGUACCUUAAAGGGUUUUGGAGACUCCAUGAAUUGGCUCUAUGGGAGCCGGUUGUUUAGGGAGCGUACCUGUUUGAGUUAGCCUCCUCUGGCCCCACCCUCUCACUCUCCAGGAUCACAGAGUGUAUUUGUUUGCUACCAGACCGGGUUGGACUCGCUCCACCCCAAAACUAAGGGGCACAGAGCUCGCUGUGUUUACCGUCGCAGUCAUCCGUGGAGUCGGUGUCAUCUCAGACAUGGAGCAUCCCACAUGGUGUUAGUGUGGGCCAUGUUAAAGUGCUGUACAAUACUGUGUAUAUUCUGAGUGGGCGGG